UGUUUCACACUUAAAGCCAGUAGUAAUGUGAUGCCCCUUGUUUUCUGUGCAGAGGAUUUCUGGAAAUACAAGCAGUGACUUCCUCCGUCCCUCUGAGCGCUGAGGCUGUGAAUGUUUUGUUCAAGAAGAAGGACUAACAGUUCCCCUUGACUGAUCGCGUGAAGCCAUGGCUAUUCUUUUUGCUGUUGUGGCGAGGGGCACAACCAUCCUUGCCAAGCAUGCCUGGUGUGGAGGAAACUUCCUGGAGGUGACAGAGCAGAUCCUGGCGAAGAUACCUUCUGAAAACAACAAACUGACCUAUUCACAUGGGAAUUAUCUGUUUCAUUACAUCUGCCAAGAUAGGAUUAUAUACCUCUGCAUCACAGAUGACGACUUUGAACGUUCCAGGGCCUUCAACUUCCUGAAUGAAAUCAAGAAGAGGUUUCAGACCACGUAUGGCUCAAGAGCACAGACAGCCCUUCCCUAUGCAAUGAACAGCGAGUUCUCCAGUGUCUUAGCUGCACAGCUGAAAUACCACUCGGAGAGCAAGGGCACUGACCAGGUAGCAGAGACACAAGCCCAAGUUGAUGAACUUAAAGGAAUCAUGGUUCGAAACAUAGACCUCGUGGCACAGAGAGGAGAGAAGCUGGAGUUGCUGAUCGAUAAAACAGAGAAUCUCGUGGAUUCUUCCGUCACUUUCAAAACUACCAGCAGGAACCUUGCUAGAGCCAUGUGUAUGAAGAACCUCAAGCUUACCAUCAUCAUAAUCAUUGUAUCAAUUGUUAUCAUCUAUAUCAUCGUAUCAGCUGCCUGCGGUGGGCUUGCGUGGCCAAGCUGUGUGCAGAAGUAACCAGAGACAGCUGGUGCUGGUCAGUUGGAGAUGAGAAUCACAGCAGUGUGAAGAAGUGACCUACAGAAUAACUCUCAAUCUUUCACUACUGACACCUUCUCAUUCUUCAUCCCUCCAGGACUUCAGACUUUCUGCCUUAUCACCCCAAACAGGCCCAGCCGGUUGCUGCUUCCGUGCAGCUGUAACCUCAAGAAUGGGCUGUUUUAAAUUACUUGAAGGGAUUUUUUUCUUUUCUGUCCCGCCUACAACCUUCUCAGCUAGCUGGUACCGCCAGCUCUGGAGGGUACACGCAUGCUUGUCCAUGUGUCCAUGCAGCUUUGCACUUUCAUGUGAGUGUGCAAGUGGAGAACAGCUCUGCUAGCAACUGUCCUACCCACGAGGAUGACACUGGAGGAUAGUUUGAGGUGGGCUGAGCCAAGCUAAUGGGAGAGCCACAAGAUGGGUGUAUUUCCAUUUUCCACAGACCGUAGAGAUCAGGUGCCCCUCCCUGCACAUCUGGCCUCUUGUAGUGGCUCAACAUGUAGGGGUUGCAAGUGCAAUAUUAGUAGUAACAAAAAGAAUGGCUUUGGGGCUGGGGCUUUACGCACUGUAAGAUGUAGGUGUUGCUUCUGUAUGAAAUCUCCCUUUUCCUGGUGGUCUUUCAGCAGUUGGUAGGAGGGUGAUAGGUCACCUCAGCAUUUUGAAAUGCCUCCUCUUGACCAUCAUUUUUUUUCUCCUUCUUCCCCUUUAAUUUGUGGUUAAAAUAAUACAGUAAAGAAGAUAGUUCUGUAUAGUUAAGGUUGCAGUAAUGCAUAUUCUUUGUCAUGUUAUUUCUCCUGUUCUUCUGAGGGUGAACUAAAAUGAGUACUAACAUUACCACUUGCUAAAGUGAAAAUGGGAGCCGAUCAAGGCUGAUGUAUUAAUCAGGCUUGAUAAGGUGUCAUAUAUUGGCUGCUUGUGCUUCUACUCUGAAGGUUUGUGCUAAAAUGACAGAGAAGGACAGAAGGUUGAAGUUAAAUGGAUUGUUCCUUUCUCUGUAGUCUGAAGCAGAAAAGGCCUUUCAGAUGUAGUAACAGCUACUCAUGCUGGGGGGAAAAAGAAACAACACAAAAAAAACAACACCAAAACUCCAAGGCUUAUUACCAACUGUAGGAUUGGGUACUCUGGUAAUUUGCUGCUAUCAAGUGUGUACCUAUAGGGACUACUUUGCCUGGUGCUGGAAGCUGUGAUUACCAUGUUUCUGUCCCAUCAGGCCACUCUUGCGAAGGUGCUGCACAGCAAAUGUGUAGGGCAGCACUGUGGCUGGAUGUGCCAGCAGCCUGGGAACAACUGAAAUCUGGUGCAAGUAUCAGAUGGUCUGAUAAGGAAGCUGCACUGCUUUGGUCUGGGGAACUGACAGUGAAUGAAAGCUGUGCAGGUACAGGAAACUGAGGCUCAGUUUGGUGACUAAACUCCAGCACUUGGUGCCAUGGGUUCCCUGAGCCCUGCAACACAGGCUUGCCAGGCAGGGCAGUGACAUUCAGUGGCUGCUCCUUCAUGUGACUUUCCUGGUGUGUUACACUUUCCAGCAGGUGCCAGGUAAAGCUUUCCUAUAAACUUGCAUGGUUCUUUGGAUGUGACUUCGAGGCUAAAACUUAACUAAUGGUAAUCAAACCUUCAUAGCCAGAAAGGGCCAACUGAUCAACACUGUGGCCUGUUUGUACCCUGCAUUAAUACACUGUAAAGCAGAGAAAGACUUUGUCUUACCUGGAAGUGGAUGUGAAGGAGAGCUCUUCAUCUCCUCCUUACCCUUACAACCACCUACAGCUCACUGUACAAUUGUGCAUGUUUUAGGGACUGUUGAUGUUACUGUGUUAAUUUCUAUGAUUUGUUGUCUUAUGUACAAACACUUUUUAAAGAUUUCCUCUCCUUUUAAAGGAUGCACUGAGGCAUUAGUGUAAAAACAAAAUUAACCUGGGUAAAUAAAAUUACUGUACAGAAAGGAGAUCUGCUUAGCUGUGUGAAAGGCUGUCUGGCACUGGAUGUAGGAGCUAUUUGGAAACCAGUGUGCACCUGGGGUGUGGGUCUCCCUGUGCACUGCUGCAGCUUCCAGCUUUGUGUCUCCCUCUGUGGCUGCUUGAGAAAGCAUGUGGGGAAACCCUGCUGUGACACAGCUCCUGCAAAGGCUGUGUUAUCUCAGCUUUGAGAGGAUUUUGACUUAGCUUUGAUGCAGAUGGUAGAACCUAUCAUGACUUGACAGUGGCUUUAUUUAUGUAUUUAUGGUGAGGGGAAGAAUCUGUUUUUCCUUGGUUUUAGCUCACAGUAUCUAUGAGUACCUAGGACAGAGAUGCUAAAAGAUGCAUGGGAUGAGAUGCCUGCUUGCUCAGUUCAUGUGCAGGGGUGGAGGGAACAUAAAAGGAAGUGAUAAGGCAGUAGUGGUGUUAUUUGAAAGCUACAUUACAAUCUGAGAAAUUGUUUUAAGGCAAUUUUCAGUGACUUAAGAUGAAAUCCCACUGUCCUGAGCACAGUCUUUCUUUUCUCUAGUCAUAGUGGGGAAGACCCUACCUUCCUGGAAGAGGUCCCUGUGCUGUGCCAGACCGAUUCAGUGCAGCAGCUGCUAAGCUCACUGUCUUGCUCUUCAGCCUCUGUGUUUAAAAAUAAAAGUUAAACAGAGUUUAGUAGCUUUUCAUCUACCUCAGGAAUGUUAAAUAGGUGUUGUAGUGUUAGGUGUUGGAUGUAGGCUCAUGAGGGAGUUAGAUUUCCUCUUCAACUUGCAGCAAUUGUUCAAGUUCAGUGAAUAGUUAUCGUGGUUAGAGGUAAAGAAACACUGCAUCUUAAUGAUGGCUGCUAGGGCAGAACAUGAAAGGAAAUCACCCGGUAUGAAAAUGUCUAAGGGAAUGAAGGGAUUUAUCCUGAAUUAACAUCUCAUUAGUUUGGUAGCAUUUACAGAGCUGAGUAUUCUGUGUAGCACUUUUGAUUUAUGGACCAAAAGCAGAGGGCUGUCCUUCCUCAGAAGAGAGCCAUCCUCAAGUGCUUGUCAGUGUCAGGCUAUAUUUAAAAUGCCCAUGACUUUGAGCAGAAGCUAAUCUCAGAAUGAGACCCUGCUUAACUUUCUUGCUUGCUUCUGUAUUAGCCUCAGGUCUGUCUAGAAAUGUCUACAGCAGCAGUUUGAUAUGUACAUCUGUCUUGCAGCUCUCAUAAAAAGAAUAUCACAUGCCUGAUAAGAUUUAACUAGAAUACAAUGUUGAAAUAUUUAAACACUUCCACUACUUCAGAAAGCUUUCGUUCUUUACUUUUCCUUAAGUACCUGAUUGAACAGUAGCAGCUGUCUCAACUUCAGAGACUGCAGAAAAAUGUCCUGCAUGGAAAAUGCAGACGUGUUCCUACCUUUGUACAGACCAUAAUAAAACUCUCAAACAAUAGAAAAGUCUAAA
This is a messenger RNA of Meleagris gallopavo (turkey), 4221 nucleotides long. The record is from RefSeq and is a predicted model, not a curated record. NCBI's taxonomy places the organism in Eukaryota, Metazoa, Chordata, Aves, Galliformes, Phasianidae.